This is a messenger RNA of Penicillium odoratum, 1290 nucleotides long. Its product is annotated as rRNA-binding ribosome biosynthesis protein RPF1. Gene Ontology annotation, molecular function: rRNA primary transcript binding. Lineage: Eukaryota; Fungi; Ascomycota; Eurotiomycetes; Eurotiales; Aspergillaceae. Bases 1 to 1290 code for a protein of 429 amino acids. Gene Ontology annotation, biological process: maturation of 5.8S rRNA; maturation of LSU-rRNA. Gene Ontology annotation, cellular component: preribosome, large subunit precursor; nucleolus. The record is from RefSeq and is a predicted model, not a curated record. The transcript has a single exon.
AUGGGCAUGAAAGGCAGGGGUAGACCCCCUCCCAAUGCGGGGCUCGAAGAGUCGAAGCCUGCCAACAAGAUGCGCCGUCAAAUGAUGCACAUCAAGCGCAAGAGAGAGAAAGACUCAACGCGCCGAGCGGAGCGAUAUGCCUUCAAGAAGGAAGAGGCUAAGAACCCCAAACUGAAAGAGGCUCGUCUGAGGGAAAAUGUCCCAUUGACUCUCGACCGUAAGCGAGUCUGGGAUGAGGCUGAUAAUGACGCCGAGGAGACUGGGCUGGGUUUGAGUGUCGACGUUGAGCGCAUCAAGCGUGCCAAGCAAGAGGAGGAGGAUGAAUUGAACCGACCCUUGGAGGAAGGAGAGGAUGACAGCGACGCUCCUGAUUCCGACAAUGAGUCCAUCGACAGUAUGAUUGCGAGCGACAGUGAAGACGAGGAUGAGGAUAAGGAAGGCGAAGAAGAUGCCAGCCGCGGUCGAAGCAAAUCGAAACUGCGCACUGCCACCGAACGUGCUACCAGCCCGACACAAUCAACAAAAAGUACGAACCUGAACCUCGCACCUGAAGCUCUCGCCGCCAAGUUCCCAACCCUCUUUUCCUCGGACCCUCCCCCUACGCCUAAAGUUCUUAUUACAACAUCCCUCAAUUCGACGCUCCACAAGGAAGCCGAAGACCUCACCAACUUCUUCCCCAACAGUGUGUACAUCCGUCGUACCGCACACCGUUACUCGCACAAGUUCUCCAUCCGCGAGAUCUCCAAGUUCGCCGCAAACCGAAACUUUACCACUGUGCUUGUGCUAAACGAGGACCAAAAGAGACCUAGCGGUAUGACAAUGGUUCACCUUCCCGAAGGCCCGACAUUCCACUUCUCAAUUAGCAACUGGAUCGAGGGUAAGCGGUUGCCAGGACACGGUAAAGCCACGGACCACUGGCCCGAGCUGAUUCUGAAUAACUUCCGCACCCCGCUCGGUCUCUUGACUGCGCAUGUGUUCCGCACCCUGUUCCCUUCCAUGCCCGAGUUCCAGGGCCGACAGGUUGUGACAUUGCAUAACCAGCGUGAUUACAUUUUCGUGCGUCGUCACCGUUAUGUCUUCCGGGAGAAGCGGGAGACUGAGAAGGCCGUUGUUGGAGCCGAUGGCAAGGAGAUUGCCGGUGUAGAGGGAAUCCGAACUGGCUUGCAGGAACUGGGCCCGCGGUUUACUCUGAAGUUGCGCCGUGUGGACAAGGGUAUCCAGCGAGCCAGUGGACAGGAGUGGGAAUGGAAGGGUGGAAUGGAGAAGGUGCGGACAAAGUUCCAACUGUGA